AUGGAUGAAUUUGAAUUCUUGAUUGACCUAGACCUGCCGUCCUACUUGAGCAAACGAUGCCAGCUACACUGCAAAACCGGCCUCUGCAAGCGUGCUCAGUUAUCCUCUGAAGACUCAGAGCCCGAAUCUCUUCACAGCAACGCACUCGACGACCCGCCACCCAAGAAACGCACGCGUUCUUCCAAUUUCAAAUAUAAGUCAAGCUUACCUUCCAAGCCCAAGCCCAGGAAAUGCAAAGCCAAGGAGGAUGAUGCCAAGGAUGAAGAGGAUGUAGAUGGGAGUGAUUUAGACCUGAAGGAAGGGCAGCAAGUCGUGGGUCGCAUCGUGCAAGCUCCAAAGACAGGCUGGGUGCCUCCUGGCCAAGUUUCACAGAACACGCUUGAUUUUCUCAUGCAACUCAAGGACCCUGCGUGUAACGACCGCGAAUGGUUCAAGCUACACGAACCUGUGUAUCGUCGCAUAGAAAAGGAGUUCAAGGGCUUCAAGAUCAAGGAUUUUACCAAUAUGCUCAGAGUCAAACCGGGUGAUGAGAGCGUCAUUGCUGCAGCUGUUUCUUGCCGGUUCAUGGAUGCCCAAGUCAUUGCGCCUGGAGCCGAGUUUAUGGAUGCACUACGUGGUGUUGCUGAUGUGAUGAUGCCAUUUGUCCAUUGUUUGAAUGAUAUGAUGACGCUUCCUGCGGAUGACGGUUCAGAUGGAGAGAACGAGGAAGAUGAUACUGGGGGUCCGGAGGAAGAUGAGAGUGAUGAUGUAGUUGAAUGA
Messenger RNA from Suillus paluster, 759 nucleotides. RefSeq lists its product as uncharacterized. The record is from RefSeq and is a predicted model, not a curated record. Bases 1 to 759 code for a protein of 252 amino acids. The transcript is spliced from 8 exons. NCBI's taxonomy places the organism in Eukaryota, Fungi, Basidiomycota, Agaricomycetes, Boletales, Suillaceae.